AUAACUUCAAUAUAUCUUGUCUAUAAAAGAGCAUAUAUACUUCAUUGGUAUCAUACCAUGUACCAGAGUAAUUUGAUUCUUCCAAAAAACUCAACUAUGAGAAAUUUUCGUUACAACUAUACAGCAUUGAUCAUCUUUCUUGUGCUGCCUUGUUUCUUUGCAUGGGAGACGACAGCAUCAGCAAGAACAGAAGCUGAAGCUCUUCUCAAAUGGAAGAGCAGCCUGUUGAUGUUGUCUUCUUCUUCUUCUUCUUCACUCAAUUCAUGGUCACUAUCCAACCUAAGAAGCAUGUGUAAUUGGACGGGUAUUGUCUGCAAUGGCGGUGGAGCUACUGUUUCUGAGAUCAAUCUUCCUCAUGCUCAUCUCUCUGGUACUCUUUACCACCUCAAUUUUACUUCUUUGUCAAGCCUCACUGGUUUCAACAUCAGUGGAAACAACUUCAAUGGAUCAAUCCCUCCCGCCAUCGGUGAUUUGUCCAACUUGAUCUUCUUGGACUUGAGCAACAAUACGUUUGAUGGAAGCAUACCGCCACAGAUUGGGAAGUUGAGGGAGCUUCAGUACCUCUCCCUUUACUACAACAAUUUUAGUGGAGUUGUUCCUCAUCAGAUUGGAAAUCUUCGAAAGGGGAUUUGCCUACAUGGUUUUUCAAGUAUUUUAAAGCGAUGGCAAGUGUUGAUAAAUAUAUACCACAAGACGUAUACCAAGACACCUAUUAUUGCAACCUUAUCAACAGGGGUUGUUCCAUUAGUGCGCGUAUUUGCCAUUGAUCUCUCAAGCAAUAAAUUUGAAGGGCAUAUUCCAAAUAGCAUUGGAGAUCUUCUUGCAUUGCGCGAAUUAAAUUUGUCACAUAACAUGUUGGUUGGGCACAUCCCCAUAUCUCUUGGAAAUUUAUCCAUGCUUGAAUCCUUAGACCUUCCAUCAAAUAAAAUUAGUGGAGCAAUCCCUGGGCAAUUAGCAAGUAUUACAACACUUGAAGUGUUGAAUCUAUCACAUAAUAAGCUCAUGGGGUGCAUACCUGAAGGUCGACAAUUCAAUACAUUUGAAGCAAAUUCAUACCAAGGAAAUGAUGGAUUGAAAGGAAAACCUUUGUCACGAGGUUGUGAGAAUGGCCUAGCACCGCAACUUCCCACACCAAAGGAUCUCCACCAAGAAGAUGAUUCGAGUUUUUUUACCGGAUGCACUGUAAAAGUUGUGGCAAUGGGUUACGGUUGUGGUAUUCUUUUUGGAUUAUUCAUGGGAAGUCUCAUGCUCCUAACUGGAAAGCCAGAAUUCAUUGUAAGGUUUGUUGAAGAAGAAACAUACAGACUAACAAUGAAGAUCAAACGAAGAAGAUCAAAAACAAGGAGAAGAAACUAG
Ipomoea nil (Japanese morning glory) is the source of this 1356-nucleotide messenger RNA. RefSeq names its product probable leucine-rich repeat receptor-like protein kinase At1g35710. The record is from RefSeq and is a predicted model, not a curated record. Gene Ontology annotation, molecular function: protein binding. Bases 58 to 1356 code for a protein of 432 amino acids. The transcript is spliced from 3 exons. NCBI's taxonomy places the organism in Eukaryota, Viridiplantae, Streptophyta, Magnoliopsida, Solanales, Convolvulaceae.